AUGAGAGACAGUUCUAGGAAAGCUGUGAGAAUUGAUGCAUUUAUCACAGAUGGAUUCUGUAGGAGGAAUAAUUUCAAAAAUUUUUCAGAUCAUGUGGGAGAUGUUGAUAGUUUUCAUAACAACGCAGUUAUGAAGUGUGAAAAUUUGAUGAAACAAGGAUUACCUUUUCGUGGUCAUGAUGAGUCUGAAAAAUCUGCUAAUCGAGGAAACUUUGUGGAACUUUUUAAGUACACUGCUGAUCAGAAUGAAGUUGAAGUAGUCAAAUCUAUUAUUGAAGAGAUUGAUCAUGAUGUUUUUGCUUUGUUGGUGGAUGAAUCUGCUGACGUUUCUGAUAAAGAACAAAUGGCAGUAGUGUUUAGAUUUGUUGAUAAAAGUGGGAUAGUCAAAGAGAGAUUCUUGAGUAUUACACAUGUGAGUGAGACAUCUGCAACAUCUUUAAAAUCUGCUAUUGAUAAUUUGUUUGCUAAAUAUGGAUUGAGUAUUAAAAAGUUGAGAGGGCAAGGCUAUGAUGGAGCGGUGGGAGCUUCAUGCAAAAGAAAAGAUAUGAUCCGAGAGAGUCAUAGAAAAAAGAUUCAAGAAGAAAUUAAUAAUGGUGAAAGAAGUACUGGAACAGGGUUUAAUCAAGAGAUCUCUCUUCAAAGACCAGGAAAUACCCGUUGGAGUUCUCACUACAGAACUCUAGUGCGAUUGAUUGAGUUAUUUUCUUCUAUAAUCGAGCUUCAAGAAUUUAACAACCGCUUUAAUGAGGUGAACACUGAAUUGCUUAUUUGUGUUGCUUCUCUAUCUCCCAUUGAUGCAUUUUCUGAGUUUGAUCACUCAAAGUUAUUGACGUUAUCUAAGUUCUAUCCAGAUGACUUUAGUUCGGGGGAGUUCAUAUCUCUUGAGCAAGAAUUAUCUAUCUACAUUGAUAAUGUACGAAAUGAUGACAUAUUUUCUAAUUUGAAGAAUCUAGGGGACCUUGCUCGAUUGUUGGUGGAAACACGAAAACAUAUGUCAUAUCCUUUGGUUUACAAGCUUUUGAAGUUGGUUUUGAUUUUGCCGGUUGCUACUACAACUGUUGAGAGAUGUUUUUCAGCCAUGAAAUUCAUAAAGACGCAUCGACGUAAUCGGAUUGGAGAUGAAUUUUUGAAUGGUUGUUUAGUUUGUUUUAUCGAGAAAGAUGUGUUCAAUACUAUUACAAAUGAGACUGUGAUAAAAAGAUUUCAGAACAUGAAGAAUCAUAGAAUGCUAUUGUAG
Camelina sativa (false flax) is the source of this 1236-nucleotide messenger RNA. RefSeq lists its product as uncharacterized. Gene Ontology annotation, molecular function: protein dimerization activity. The record is from RefSeq and is a predicted model, not a curated record. NCBI's taxonomy places the organism in Eukaryota, Viridiplantae, Streptophyta, Magnoliopsida, Brassicales, Brassicaceae.